AGUUCAGUGAAGUGGAUGCCUUCAAAGGUGAGAAUGAUGCAAAGGAUGAUGGUCUUGGAUCAAACUUGUUCUGAUAUAACAGGUAUCUCUAAGAAAAAUUAUGAAGAGAAAAAGCUACCAUUAUCACUUCUAGGAACUGAUAAUAGCGGCAACAAUUCUUCAAACCAAAGCAGUAGUAUCACUGUUAGGGUUUGCUCUGAUUGUCACACCACUAAGACCCCUCUUUGGAGAAGUGGACCAAGAGGUCCCAAGUCACUUUGCAAUGCCUGUGGGAUACGGCAAAGGAAGGCAAGACGUGCCAUUGCCGCUGCAAAUGGUACAAUUUUAGUGGGGGCUGAGAAACCUCAUGUGAAGGGAAAUAAGUUGCACAACAAAGAGAGGAAGUCCAAAACCGAGAGUGCACCAAAGUUGAAAAAGAAGCGUAAACUUGAAGCCAAUGCCAAUUCAUCUCGAGGUAGAAAGAAGUUCGGUUUUGAGGAUUUGACAAUAAGCUUGAGUAAUAACUUGGCUCUCCAACAAGUUUUCCCUAAGGAUGAGAAGGAGGCUGCGAUAUUGCUUAUGGCUUUAUCUUAUGGUCUACUUCAUGGCUUUCCCUCAGAUAUCUUUACUUAGAUUUAUGAGAUUUUUGUAUUCAUGGUUAGGAUACAGCUUUUUAUGACUCGAGAU
Messenger RNA from Gastrolobium bilobum, 666 nucleotides. Its product is annotated as GATA transcription factor 21-like. The record is from RefSeq and is a predicted model, not a curated record. Gene Ontology annotation, biological process: regulation of DNA-templated transcription. The transcript has 2 exons. Lineage: Eukaryota; Viridiplantae; Streptophyta; Magnoliopsida; Fabales; Fabaceae. Bases 16 to 612 code for a protein of 198 amino acids. Gene Ontology annotation, molecular function: sequence-specific DNA binding; zinc ion binding.